AUGCCUAAAACAAACAGAAGAACAACUCAAUCACGUAGUGCAUCAGCUCACCGAUGGGAAAAUGCGAGGAUUCCAAGUCCACCUGAUGUUCCAAAUGAUGACUAUCAUGUGGAUGUGGAUGUUAAUGUGAAUGUUGACAAUUUAAAAUUAAAUUUUAUGGAGAAACUUACACUUCUCAACAUUGAAGAUCUGGCUGAAAUGUGUCGUUUAAAAUGCAAUACAAAAUACCUUAGUGUAUUACUCUACAUGCCAUUACGAUAUUUUAAAAUUAAAUGGAAUAAUAUUGAUGAAUAUCUAAAAGGUAUAGGUUUAAUGACAGCAGAAACGUCACACAAUUGGGCUGCCACAUUUUUGGAUGGUGAUCAUAAAGAAUUUGCACGUGAUUUGCGUGGCGGCAAACAUUCAGAUUCACUUUAUGAUAUAUAUCCAGAAAUUGAAGCAGACGCCAAAGCAUUUGUUGUAGAAAAAUGUUCACAAAAAUCGGGUGAGUUUAAAGCAAUGGAUCUGGUCCAAUUUAUUAACAAACAAUGUUGUGAAUUAAAUGAUAUUGACGAACAAGUUAAUGGUGGUUAUAUAAGAUCCGAACGAAGUUGUCGCUUAGAUCUUCGUAGAUGGAGAGCGAAAUUUGAAGCCAAUGCACAACGCCCUUACUUCGAAGGACAUGAAAGAAACGAUGAUGUGAAACAUCGUAAUGAAUUUAUAAAUUAUUUUUUGAAACACAAGGAUUUUUAUCAUACCAUUACUGAAGGAGAGGCACCUGCAUGGAAUCUUCCAGACAAAAGUCCUCAAAGAAUAUUAAUAUUUCAUGAUGAAUCGACCUUUCGCAGUGGUGAAGUUUGUGCAAAGCGCUGGUUCUUCAAAGAAAAUACACCAUUUUUUUCAAAAGGGCGUGGCCGUAGCCACAUGGUUUCUGAUUUCCCUGUUCAACAUCCAUCAGGACCAUUCUUUGAACUUAAUCAAGAUGAAUGGAAGCAAGCUGUAAAAAAAUACCCAUCAUUAAAGAUAAAUGGCGACCUAGAUUAUGUUGAGCGAACUGCAACCGCAAGUAUCAACAUUGGAACUGAUGCAUAUUUGAACAACGAAACAAUCUUAAACCAAAAAUCAGUGGGAGACCAUUGCACAGUUGACUGUAUCGAGUAUCUUGAUGAAGAUGGUAAUCCACAUAUUAUUGAUUGUUAUUUUAAAGAUGGAGAAAACAAAGGUAAAUCGAAGGGUUUAGUUGAAAUAUGUAAAGAUUUAGGUAUACAACUCCCACCUAAAAUUAAAUUAGAAGAAAUUCGGAAACUCUUGUCAGGAUAUCCAGCAUUUCAAAACGUCACAAAACUCGAAACUCUUGCACUCAAAUAUAAAGUUAAUGUUAUAUUUUGUCCAAAAUAUGAUUGUGAACUCAAUGCGAUUGAGGGCCUUUGGUGCAGUCAAAAAGCAUUUUGUUCGUUCACGUACAGACCAAACCUUCGAAAAAAUGAUUAA
Messenger RNA from Adineta ricciae, 1470 nucleotides. The record is from the annotation of a GenBank genome assembly. Lineage: Eukaryota; Metazoa; Rotifera; Eurotatoria; Adinetida; Adinetidae.